Messenger RNA from Vicia villosa (hairy vetch), 1116 nucleotides. RefSeq names its product inactive protein RESTRICTED TEV MOVEMENT 2-like. The transcript is spliced from 4 exons. The coding region runs from base 1 to 1116 and encodes 371 amino acids. The record is from RefSeq and is a predicted model, not a curated record. NCBI's taxonomy places the organism in Eukaryota, Viridiplantae, Streptophyta, Magnoliopsida, Fabales, Fabaceae.
AUGGAUCAAAUUCAAAAGACACAAUCAGCACCUGAACGUAUUUACAAAGAUUUUGAACCUUAUUUUGAAUGGAUUAGAGAUGAAGUAAGUUACACUCUUAUCCUAAUGCUGCCAGGAUUCACAAAGGAACAAUUGAGAGUGCAAGUGACUUCAAUAGGUGUCCUAAGGAUCAAUGGUGAAAGGCAAGGGAUUGAGAAUAUAUGGCAUCGUUUUCGUAAGGUAUUUCCAAUUCCUCAAUAUUGUGACACAAAUGAUGUCGAUGCCAAGUUUGAACAUGGAGUGUUGUCAAUCAAGUUUCCAAAAUUGAUCACCCCGGAUAAUAAGCCUCAAGAACAAGAAACUAUCACGAAUCCACCACAAGAAGAACCUUCAAUGGCACGUCAAAAUAGUGAUGAAGCUAAGGCGCCAACACAAGCACAAGUGGUUGAUGAACCGCGAGAGAUGCAAAAGGAAGAUGAAAAAGAAAAUAACAAGAUAGAAGAACAAGUUGAGAAUGAUCAAAAGAAUGUGAAGACUAAUCAUGAGUCGUCGGAGACUAAAAAAGAUGAAAUAGAUAAUAACAAGAUAGAAGAACAAGUUGAGAAUGAUCAAAAGAAUGUGAAGACUAAUGAUGAGUCAUCCGAGACUAAAGAGGUUAUUAAAACUCGCGAAGUUCAGAAAAAGCAUCAAAGCAAGAUAACACAAAGAUUGAAAACAAGAGUUUUAGAUUUUAAUAUAAGCUUGAGAUCAAAAGAUGAUAAGGAUGUUGAUGAAUUAGGUUUUGGUUUUGGUGACACAAGGCCUAAGAGGGGGAAGAUGUGUCUGAACAUGUUUGUGGCAACCUUGCUGGUUUUGGUGCUUGGAGUCUACUAUCUACCAUUUACUAAUCAAUUGGCCAAACUGACCGAUUUGUCCCUUGCACAAAUUGCAUUUACAAAGGAAAAAGGGCAUUUUUGUAAUCAACUAAAUACAACACAAAAUUUUCACCUUUUUCAACAAGUCUUCUGUGACUUUGAUUGGGAAUUAGACGAACUCGAGGCAAGGGAAGCUCGAAAGAAAGCCAUUGCAGAAAUGAGUGAGGAAGCCAAAGCUGCAUUUGAUGCUAUGAGAUUUUAUAAGUUCUACCCCUCAAGUUGA